CCUUCUCUAUAUAAAUCGGCCAUUUCAAUUGAACCGGCGUAGAGCAAAAGGUUUCGGAACCCCAAGCGGAGUUUUUGUUAACAAUGAGUGACGCUGUUGUUUCAUUCCUCAAGGAUUUCUUAGCCGGUGGUGUCGCCGCUGCUAUAUCCAAGACUGCCGUAGCGCCAAUCGAGAGGGUCAAGCUUCUCUUACAGGUACAGCAUGCAAGCAAACAGAUUGCUGUCGAUAAGCAGUACAAAGGUAUCGUUGACUGUGUCAUCCGUAUCCCCAAAGAACAAGGCUUCCUGUCGUUCUGGCGGGGUAACCUGGCCAAUGUCAUCAGGUACUUCCCCACUCAAGCUCUAAACUUUGCUUUCAAAGACAAGUACAAGAAGGUCUUCCUUGGAGGUGUAGAUAAGCACACCCAGUUCUGGAGAUACUUUGCUGGUAACCUGGCAUCAGGUGGUGCAGCAGGAGCGACCUCUCUCUGCUUUGUCUACCCUCUUGAUUUCGCCCGAACCCGGUUGGCUGCCGAUGUGGGGAAAGCCGGAGCAUCAAGGGAGUUUAAUGGGCUUGGAGACUGCUUGGUCAAAAUCUUCAAGUCCGAUGGGCUCAAGGGACUGUACCAAGGAUUCAACGUCUCGGUCCAAGGCAUCAUUAUCUACAGGGCCGCCUACUUCGGCAUUUAUGACACUGCUAAAGGUAUGCUGCCAGAUCCCAAGAACACCCAUAUUGUUGUAAGCUGGAUGAUUGCUCAGACUGUCACGGCUGUUGCUGGCCUCACUUCAUAUCCAUUUGAUACUGUGCGGCGGCGCAUGAUGAUGCAGUCGGGGCGUAAAGGAGCGGAUAUCAUGUACACUGGCACCAUUGACUGUUGGAGGAAGAUUGCUCGUGAUGAGGGGGGCAAGGCAUUCUUCAAGGGAGCAUGGUCCAAUGUUCUCCGAGGCAUGGGUGGUGCUUUUGUACUGGUCAUAUAUGAUGAGCUGAAGAAAGUAAUUUAAAUGUGUCAGUAUUAUAACAUGAGGUUUUUUAUGUAACAUAUCUUGUACAUUUUUAAAGGACUGUCAAAAUUAUUUAUCUGGACCAACUAGCAUUACUAGUUGAGCAUAGGAGGAAACAAUUAUUCUUUGUCCUGUUUGUUUUUAAAAGGUUUUAUUUUUGCACUAUCAUUCCCAUAUUUAAAAGAAAAAAAAUGGAACCAAGAGCUCUACAUUUCCAUCAAGCUGGACUGUUUCUACCCAUAACUUUAAUAAAAGUUAAACAAUGACAAACA
Polypterus senegalus (gray bichir) is the source of this 1252-nucleotide messenger RNA. It is a transcript of the gene slc25a5, whose product is annotated as solute carrier family 25 member 5. The record is from RefSeq and is a predicted model, not a curated record. Gene Ontology annotation, molecular function: ATP:ADP antiporter activity. The transcript has 4 exons. Gene Ontology annotation, cellular component: mitochondrial inner membrane. NCBI's taxonomy places the organism in Eukaryota, Metazoa, Chordata, Cladistia, Polypteriformes, Polypteridae. The coding region runs from base 84 to 980 and encodes 298 amino acids. Gene Ontology annotation, biological process: mitochondrial ATP transmembrane transport; mitochondrial ADP transmembrane transport.